This is a messenger RNA of Cuscuta campestris, 972 nucleotides long. NCBI's taxonomy places the organism in Eukaryota, Viridiplantae, Streptophyta, Magnoliopsida, Solanales, Convolvulaceae. The record is from the annotation of a GenBank genome assembly.
GGUUCGCACAUUUUUGUUUCGCCGAUGUUUGCCGGGAUAGACGCCGAGCAAGAGAUGUCUGUGAUGGUUUCGGCCUUGACUCAGGUGGUGGCCGGAAAUGACGGCAGCUACCAUCCCCCUCCCGCCGCCGACGGAUCUUAUUCCCAGCAGUCGUCGUGGGGUGUCGGAGUGAAACUGGAAUCGCCGUCGUCCUCUAUUCCCCCGGGAUACUUAGGAGGAGGGGCGGAAUGCAGAAUAAUAAGAUCAAUGAGCACCGGCAUGGGAGGGACAGGUGAAGCAGCUGCGGCAACCUCCUUCGUAUACACCUCCGGUAGCAGCCCCGAUUCAGGCGGCGACACUAGCGUUGUUAAUAUCAACGACGGUGAACAUGACGGGACGACAAGACAGGGAGGAGGAAGAAGAUACAGGGGAGUUAGACAGCGGCCAUGGGGGAAAUGGGCCGCUGAGAUCAGAGACCCCUACAAAGCCGCCAGAGUGUGGCUCGGGACCUUCGACACCGCCGAGGCCGCCGCCCGAGCCUACGACGAGGCCGCCCUCACUUUCCGGGGAAGCAAAGCCAAACUCAACUUCCCGGAGAACGUCAUCGGCCUCUCCCCCACCGCCACCCAACAUUUCAUCUUUUCCUCUUCUUCUUCUCCACCUAAUCAGUCGUCUUCGUUCUCGAGCUUUUCCACGCCGCCGCCGGAAUAGCGUGCCGCCGCCGCCGUCUUCAAUCUUCUUCCGCAUAAAACAAUAAUCUUUCCAUAUGGAUUAGGAGCCGACCCACUCAACUAUAUUUGGCGGCCCCUAAUGUUUCAUCAUUGUUGACUUUUCCUAAUCAAAUUGAACCAAAGUCUAAUCAUCAAAUGGUUUUUUUUGACUUUCCAUUAAUUUGUGUGAAGUCAAAUGGUGGCUUAGAUUUAAGGAGGGAGUACAAAAUAUGUAUGAGUAAAUUUUUAAAAUUAUCUUUUCUAUUAAAAUGUUUUUGUUUCU